Messenger RNA from Geodia barretti, 2305 nucleotides. The record is from the annotation of a GenBank genome assembly. NCBI's taxonomy places the organism in Eukaryota, Metazoa, Porifera, Demospongiae, Tetractinellida, Geodiidae.
UUUGGUGUGUAGCAGUUUAUUUUUUUGACAUGAUCACGUUGCCCGUCGUGUAUCUCUUGGCCCUUCAACUUUUGUUUGGGUGGACCGCCGGUGGACAAGUAAUCCCUGGAGAGCCCCCAGCCUUCCCCUCCACUGAUGAUCCUCGAGACCAGUUUGUGUUUGAGAGAGAUGCUGACAAUAUGCCAGUCUCUCUAGUCUUCACCUGUCCGGUGACUGGCACCGGUCCUCCUACAAUAAACUGGUUUCGCAGAGUUCCUGGUGGCGACUUCAUGAUGGACAAUGAGUUCAUACAGGAGGAUGGGUCCUACAUAUUCCCCAACAUCACUGCAGCUGACUCAGCCUAUGCCAGUGGGGACGGUAUAGAGUACUACUGCACAGCCACCAAUAACUUUGGGACAAUCCGCAGCAGAACUGUCAGGGCCUUCUAUGCUGAUUUUAAGGGAUUUGCUAUCAAUGGGACGAAGGUUCCUGAAGGCACUGACCCUGUUGAACGUGAGGUGGAUGUCAUAGUAGCAGAUGUAGCUACAAACCUGCAGUGGGUAUCUCUGGAGUGUGAGGUUGUGCCUUUCUCCACCCCAACUCCUGAAAUCCAGUGGAUCAGGACUGACACUGAUGGAGGGAAUCUAGAAGUUCUGACUGAGGAUUUUGAUCAGAAUACAGUUCGUUUCCUUGACGGAGGCCAGUGGCUGAUCCUGGAGACAACUCAGGCUGCUGUCACUGGGAAGGUGUACUACUGUCAGGUGACCAACAAGCAGAGGUUCCAGACCGUGAGAGGCCCCAUCACCUACACCCUCAAUCCCGGUGAGCCCCUCUCAUCACUGUGUGGUAACGAGGUCUCAUUUCACCCACCAUCUCCAGUGACCAGUUUCUCUGAUGAGCCUGAUGACCCAGCAGUCAUAGUGGACCCUAAACCAGAGAAUGAGCAAGACAGACUCUCUGGAGACAUACAGCGGUACUCUGACUAUCGAAUCUACCAAUCCGGGCACUCGGGGAUGUACCAGUGUAUAGUUGAGAACAACAGUGGCUCAGAUGGCUUCAGUUGGUACCUCAUAGUCCGUGAUGCUAUUGCUCCUAAGAUUGUCACGAGUUUAACGUUGCCCCUGACCCGUUGUUGGUUCUCCUUCAUCCAGGCGAGCGUGCUCCGGUCCUCCUCUCUGUCAAUGUCACUGCUGACCCCUGCCCCACAGUGGUCUGGACUAGAUGGGCAGCCCAUCCCUGAGGCUGAAGCUACUUCAUCCGAGCGAGCUGACAUCACUGACCUAAGGGCUGAUCCAGACAGUCCGAUAGAAGACACAGACACUGGCUGCCUCAGUGCUGACUCCACAGCCAUGAUCAUCUGUGACAACAUUGCCUUCCCUGUCGCCACCACUGUGGAGUUUUUGAAGGACGGUGUAGUGAUAGAUGCUGAUGCAGAGGACAGGUUCACACAGAAUUGCGAGACUCUGACAAUCGCAGGAGUCACUCCUGAAGACGAAGGCUCGUACACGUGUAGGGUUCAGAAUCUCCCGGAUGAUCAGUUUGAGGACACCAGCAGUGAUUUCCCUCUCAAACUGGACUACUGUAUUGUGCCCAGUAUAGUGGUAGACCUGACAUUCACGAGGAAGAAUCCGGAAGAGGGAGACGAGACGACUGCCUCAUGUGGGUGGACUGGGAGCCCUGACCCUGUGGUCACCUGGUACAAGGACGGCUCUCCUCUGGAUGAAGAGGAGCUCCCGGCCAGGAUCAGGAUCACCAUGUCCGAUGAUGGAGACACAUUCCAGAGCAGUCUCCAGAUUGACAACGUGAUGCCAAGCGACACUGGAGACUACGCCUGCAAUGUCAGCAACCCUAUCGGCUUUCGUUUCAAUUCAACAGGCUGGAAGUCCAAGGUGUUCAAGGUAGUGUUUAUGAAGAACAUUAUUACAGUGUGAAAAUUCCCCCAUUAUUGCUAUAUAGCAGCUAGCUCAAGUUUGAAUGCAGAAGUGGGGCUUGCAGUUGGACUUUCUCUUCUAGGACUCUUCAUAUUCCUCUCAGUCCUUGCAGUUUUGAUCUUCCUGUGGCGUGUGAUUAAGAUGAAGGCGGGGCUAAAAUCCUCAGUGGGUGAGGAGGUGACUUACACAGAAAUCAACGAAAGAAAUGAACCCAAAGAGACGGAAAUGGAGAUGAUGCCAAACUCUGCCUAUGUACCUCGACCUGUAGUACAUGACGAAGAUAACUAUGACAUCGUCGCUUAGCAGUAAUUCGUUUUGGACUAAUGAAGUCUUACUUUAGUCAAUCUCUUUGUGUUCUCCAGAGCCAGUGUCUUCUUUCAGUGUAUUAAUGUCAU